Microthlaspi erraticum is the source of this 2667-nucleotide messenger RNA. NCBI's taxonomy places the organism in Eukaryota, Viridiplantae, Streptophyta, Magnoliopsida, Brassicales, Brassicaceae. The record is from the annotation of a GenBank genome assembly.
AUGGACUAUGGAAUACUAAAAUCACUUGAAAACGCUUGGCGGAAAGAUAGUGGGUUCUUGGCACGCCGUAUUGUGGAAAUGAGCAUGUCUUUGCCAGCUGCAGUUGUCGUGCUAGCCAAGUCUCUAAAUUCGAUUGCUCAAAAGCUUCCGAUCUGCCUUUCUCCAAAGCAGGGGGAGGUUUUCAAGAUAGCGGUUCUCUCCUAUUUUCCAACUGUAGACGCUGCUGAUCGUAAGAGAGCUCCGUCCAGGCGUAAUCCUAUUCUACGUCUUACAUAUGAGUUAUUGCAAACAGAUAAUACCCUAAAGAGUGCUAUUCUUGACUGCUUCUGGCAUAGCCUGAGCUUCUUCGAGCACUGUGGAUGCAUUUACUACCAGGAGUUGAUCGCCCAUUGGAUUCUUGAAGGCUACUUUGAUCCUGUUAGAUCGGUCACAAACGCAUAUAAGGAUGGUUAUAUUAUCUUGAUGGAGCUUCUAAACCGUGGCAUUCUGAAGAUACAAGAGGGCAAUAUGGUUGUGCCAGAGGUUGCAAUGAAGAACUUAAUUGAUCUCCGGCGUCGUGGACUGUCAGGGACAUCUCGAAUCGGACUUGCUAAAGUUUGUGGUAGCAACAUGACAAAAGGUCUAGGGAAUAUCAACUACGUGGAUGACGUUAUAAAAGGAGUGCGAGUGAAGAGGAAAGGAGGCAAAAUUACCACUAUUCUGGUCAGUGGAAACCGUUUGCGCCAGGAAACUCCUGAAAAGUUCUUUGAAAAGUUGAAGGAUCUUGAGAUACUUGCCCUCUUCGUACCAACACUGGACCCUUUUGUCCCGUCUUUAUCAAAACUAUGGAAACUCCGGGUUCUUGUGAUCAGGGACUGUGAUCUACUGAAAGAUAUAGAGGAGCUCAAGACUCUUCAUGGGCUACAUGUUCUUGAAAUUUCUGGCGCUAGCUCCCUGAUGGAAAUCUCUGACGGCUUCUUUGUGGCAAUGCCUGGUCUUCAAAGUCUUCACCUCUCUGGACUUCAGAUCAAAUAUUCCCCUUCCAGCAUUUCUAAGCUAAAGGGACUUCAUCGUCUCAUAAUUAGGGAUUGUCCUGUAUUGGAAGAUUUGCCAGACAUACAAGAACUGGUAAAUCUUGAGGUUGUUGAUGUUUCUGGUGCUCGUGGACUUCAAACUAAUUUCGACAAAGCAACAGGCGAAAACAAAAACAAGAACUUUUAUCAUCUCACAAAACUUCAACUUCUUGACUUCUCCGAGAGCCAAAUAGAGCGACUACCAAUGUUUCAGGACUCUGCGGUGGCCGCCAAGCUUCACUCCUUGACUCGCCUCUUGUUGCGAAACUGUAGCAAGUUGAGAAAGUUGUCUAAUCUGAAGCCCCUGUCAGGUCUCCAAAUUCUUGAUCUUUCUGGGACUACCAGCUUAGUGAGAAUGUCGGAAUUAUGCUUGGAGGAUAAGAAGGAACUCAUCAUUCUUAAUCUGUCAGGCACUAAUCUUCGCCAGUUGCCUUCCACAAUCAAAGAGCUAUCCAACCUCAGUGAGCUCAUCCUGAGGAAUUGUCCCAAUCUAGAAGCUCUUCCAAAUAUUAGAAACCUCACCAAUCUCGAGGUUUUUGAUGUUACCGGCUGUACUAAGUUGCAUACGGUUGAGGGAUCAUUUGUGGACAUGUCAUACCUGCGUGAAGUAAGCCUCUCUCGCACUAAAUUGAAGAUUCCACCAAAGUUGCCAAAGAAGAGCAAACUCUGUUGUCGAAAAAGCAUUAUUUUUGCAGAUUGUAGUUUUCUCGAGAGUGAGAUCUGGGGUCAAAUAACGAAGGCCAUAACAACUCAGAUGCUUGAGAAUGCUAGCUGCUCUGGUGUAGUCGUCAAAUCCCAAGAAAUCUCAAAAAUGGAUCCCAAAGAAGAAAGAGAAAUUCAUUCAAAUGAACCUUGCUCCAGUGAUUUUCCCGGGAAAAGAGGUAUCAGCAGGGAAUGUUUUGGCCAGGAUCCUGUAUACGUGGGUCUAUAUUAUAAGUCAAUACCAUUUGUUGAUGCUGAAAGUCAUCUGAAAGUUUUGGAGAUCCAUGAAUCUAAUGGCCUAGGUGGUUCUCGAGAUCUGGACAAGGAAGCUUUAGCUAAUGCCGAGUUUGUGUCUUUUGUGGACUGUAGCUCCCCAAGGCUCAUAUAUAUCCUUAACGAGAUCAUAUCGGCAAAGGGUUGUUGGCUAAGGAUGUGCAUGGAUGUAAAAGACCUUUUUUCUGGUGUGGAUGAGGAACGUUUGGGAUCACUGGCGACUCUGUCCAUUACAAACCUUCCUCUGUUGGAUAGUAUAAACUGUGGUGGUAGCUUCAAGACUCUAAAGAAGCUCAGCAUAGAUUGCUGUCCGAAAAUCCAAACGCUUUUCCCGGAGGCAUCUCAGCUGCCUAGCAGCCUAGAAGUCCUGCAUAUAAAGUUCUGUGAGAAGCUGGAGAAAGUGUUUGAAGAAGAAGGCAAAGUGUCUACUCUCACUACCCUGUGCCUUCAUGAGUUGCCUGCGUUAUCAGCUGUCAGAGCCAAACUACCUAAUCUCAAGAUAUUCAGUAAGACGAAUUGCCCGAAGCUUUAUGCCACAAAGGAAAAUCUCAAAGGCUCAGUAUGUGCGACUCUCUACUCUAAUGUCUUUCUCAAAUAUGAUACUCUUGCUGUUUCCUCUUUUGCUUGUUAUGAUUGGUAG